AGGCGCCGCUGCGGAGCCGCAGUUGGGCAUUGCGAGGGGCGGGGCGGUGAGUGUUUACAUCCGGCCCGGCACAGAGGUCUCCAGACAUCGCUCGGUCGGGGGUCCAUCCUCCCUCGCCAUGGACACCAGCGACCUGUUUGCCAGCUGCAGGAAGGGGGACGUGGGCCGUGUGCGGUACCUGCUGGAGCAACGAGACGUGGAGGUGAACGUUCGGGACAAGUGGGACAGCACCCCUUUGUACUAUGCCUGCCUCUGUGGGCAUGAGGAGUUGGUGCGCUAUCUGUUGGCUAACGGAGCCCGCUGUGAGGCCAACACUUUUGAUGGAGAGCGCUGUCUCUAUGGGGCACUGAGCGACCCCAUUCGCCGUGCACUGCGCGACUACAAACAGGUUACCGCAUCCUGCAGGAGGCGGGAUUACUACGAUGAUUUCCUGCAGCGGCUUCUGGAACAAGGUAUCCACAGUGAUGUGGUCUUCGUGGUACACGGAAAGCCGUUCCGGGCGCAUCGCUGUGUCCUCGGUGCUCGCAGCACCUACUUCGCCAACAUGCUGGACACUAAGUGGAAGGGCAAGAGCGUUGUGGUUCUCAGGCACCCCCUGAUCAACCCAGUGGCCUUUGGGGCUCUGCUGCAGUACCUGUACACAGGUCGCCUAGACAUCGGUGUGGAACAUGUCAGUGAUUGUGAACGCCUGGCCAAGCAGUGCCAACUGUGGGACCUGCUAGAAGACCUGGAGGCUAAAUGCGAGAAGGUGUCUGAAUUCGUGGCUUCCAAGCCUGGCACGUGUGUGAAGGUGCUUACUAUUGAGCCCCCUCCAGCAGAUCCCCGGUUGCGGGAGGAUAUGGCACUGCUGGCUGACUGUGCCCUGCCACCUGAGCUUCGGGGCGACCUAGGAGAGCUGCCCUUCCCGUGUCCCGAUGGCUUCAGCAGCUGCCCUGAUAUCUGCUUCCGAGUGGCUGACUCCAGCUUCCUCUGCCACAAGGCUUUCUUCUGUGGCCGCAGUGACUACUUCCGGGCUCUGCUGGAUGACCACUUUCGAGAGAGCGAGGAACCUGCAGCCUCUGGAGACCCCCCAGUUGUCACCCUGCAUGACAUCUCCCCAGAUAUCUUCACUCAUGUGCUGUACUAUGUCUACAGUGACCAUACUGAGCUGCCUCCUGAGUUGGCCUAUGACGUGCUGAGUGUGGCUGACAUGUACCUUCUACCUGGCCUGAAGCGGCUUUGUGGCCGCAUCCUGGCCCAGCUCCUGGAGGAGGACAGUGUGGUGGGUGUCUGGCGCAUAGCCAAGAUGUUUCGUCUGGCCCGGCUGGAGGACCAGUGUACCGAGUACAUGGCCAAAGUCAUUGAGAAGCUGGUAGAGCGAGAGGACUUUGUGGAGGCCGUGCGGGAAGAGGCAGCAGCUGUGGCCGCCCGGCAGGAGACAGACUCCAUUCCACUUGUCGAUGACAUCCGCUUCCAUGUGGCUAGCACAGUCCAGACCUACAGUGCCAUUGAAGAGGCGCAGCAGCGACUGCGGGCACUUGAGGACCUGCUUGUGUCCAUUGGCUUAGACUGCUGAGCCCUUGCCAUCCGGCAGCCCUGCAGCUUGGGCUCCUAUGGUGACAAGCAUGCGCAGUGUGUGCAUGCAAGAACUGUUGCUCUUGCACGCUUGGUGGCAUCACAGUGGGCAGAGGAGACUCAUUGGGCGCCUGGGGGCCUCACAGGGUGUUCUUGGAAUGAGCCUCCUCCCCUAGUGCACAAAUAAGCCCCGAGAUUUGGGGCUGGCACCACUCAGGGAAAGCUGGGGUAUGGUAGGCUUUGAACUCAGUCCCCUCUCCCCCAGAACCCCACCUCCUCCCCUCCUGGCCCUCACCCAGCCCUGGUUUGCUUUGGGUAUUUCCAUGUACAGGGUUGGACAGGAAAUGGUGUGUGUGUGUGUGUGUGUGUGUGUAUGUGUGUGUGUGUGUGUGUGUGGCAAUAAAGCUUGAAUUCACUGUGGA
This is a messenger RNA of Cricetulus griseus (Chinese hamster), 1976 nucleotides long. NCBI's taxonomy places the organism in Eukaryota, Metazoa, Chordata, Mammalia, Rodentia, Cricetidae. The record is from RefSeq and is a predicted model, not a curated record.